Dendronephthya gigantea is the source of this 3567-nucleotide messenger RNA. RefSeq lists its product as uncharacterized. The coding region runs from base 1 to 3567 and encodes 1188 amino acids. Gene Ontology annotation, molecular function: aspartic-type endopeptidase activity; nucleic acid binding; zinc ion binding. NCBI's taxonomy places the organism in Eukaryota, Metazoa, Cnidaria, Anthozoa, Malacalcyonacea, Nephtheidae. The transcript has a single exon. The record is from RefSeq and is a predicted model, not a curated record. Gene Ontology annotation, biological process: DNA integration; proteolysis.
AUGGCACAAAAAAUAUGUAACAGAGUAAGCAAAGAUGAGAGAGCUAACGCAAGUUUGAAGGAUUUGCAGGAGAUUGCAAGAGCAUUUGAAGCAGUAGAAAUUCAGAUGAAAUCCUUGGAACAGCCUGGUUCGCAACACAAACCAGGGGAGGGGCAGGUAAACUCAGUGGGACGUGGUUUUAAGAAAGGCAAGAAGGGAAACAAAGAUGGAAACAACGUUAGUGGUCAACGCAAGGGAACUGGGACUGAGCAAAGAUGUUUCAACUGUAACCACACCAGUCAUUUCGCUAGGGAUAAAACUUGCCCCGCUAGGGAUCAAAAGUGUAAUGAAUGUGGUGUUACUGGGCAUUUUGCUGCAUGCUGCAGAAAGCGGGACACUAAAAAUCCAAAAGGAUGGCAUAAGAAAGGAAAUGAAGCCGGAAAGAAGAAAGUGUAUCGUGUUGAUGAAGAGGAAAAACCAAGAGCCAGGGAGGAUUAUGCAUUCGUCAUUGAAAAAGGCCAAGCAGGUGUUGGCGAGAUUACUCUUAUGAUUGGUGGAGUUCAAUUGGACGGUGUACUAAUUGACUCGGGGGCAUCAUGUAAUUUGAUUGAUUAUGGAACAUGGAGUAAACUGAAGGAAAAUAACAUUGAGUGUCAGUCAACAAAAUCGGAGAAGAAGUUAUUCGCCUAUGGUCAGAAAGACCCCAUUGAAGUUGCUGGGACAUUUGUAUCUGAAAUUGUAUGUGAAGCUAGCGGUGAGAAAUGCACAGAUGAAUUCACGGUGAUAAAAGGUGCGGGGAAACCUUUACUUGGGAAGUGUACAGCAGAAAAGCUUAAAGUGUUGCAUGUGGGUCCUUUAUAUGGAGCGCAAGUUUGUUCGAUUGCAACAGAAGGGAGUGAUAAAGAUAUCCGUAAAGAGUAUUCAGAUGUAUUUGAAGGAGUGGGAAAACUGAAGGAUUAUCAGUUAAAAUUGCACAUCAACAAGGAGGUGAAGCCAGUUGCACAAGGGGUUCGCAGACUUCCAUUUGGUUUACGAGACAAAGUGGACCAGAAAUUGGAUGAUCUACUGGCAAAAGAUAUUAUCGAGGAAGUACCGAACAGCCCGACAGAGUGGGUCUCACCUCUUGUGGUGGUACCAAAACCAGACGGUGACGUGCGGGUGUGCAUUGAUAUGCGCAAAGCAAACGAAGCAAUAGUACGGGAAAGACACCCUAUUCCUACAAUUGAAGAAAUCUUGUACGAUCUCAACGGUGCAACCGUUUUUAGCAAGCUCGAUUUGAGAUGGGGGUUUCACCAAAUUGAGCUGGAGGAACAAUCGCGUGAUAUCACAACCUUUGUAACUCAUCGGGGGUUGUACCGGUACAAAAGACUUAUGUUUGGCAUAACAUCCGCUCCUGAGAAGUACCAGAAGAUUAUAUCGGACGUCAUACGUGGGUGUAAGGGAGUAGCUAACAUUGCUGAUGACUUGAUUGUGUAUGGAGGUGAUUUGAAAGAGCAUGAUAGUAAUCUGCGAGAAGUUCUACAACGGUUGAGGGAUAGUGGCAUGACCUUGAAUGAAGUGAAGUGCCAAUUUAGACUUCAUAAGUUAACCUUUUUUGGACACGAACUAAGUAACAAGGGAGUCGCACCUAGUGAGGAAAAGAUUGCAGCAGUUGUGAAUGCCAGACCACCAAAGAACAUCUCAGAAGUUCGAUCAUUUGUUCAGCUUGUACAGUAUUCAGCCAAAUUCAUACCGAAUUUCUCCCAAGAAGCGGAACCAUUACGUAAACUGUUGAGAAAGGGACAUGUUUUCGUCUGGGGUAGUGAACAACAAAAAGCGUUUGAGAAGCUGAAGCAACUUAUGUCAACAAGUAAAGCACUCGCUUAUUUUCAGAAUGAGUACAAGACCAGAAUUGUAGCUGAUGCGGGUCCCGACGGUUUGGGUGCAGUCUUACUACAACUUCAUGGAGAAGAGUGGAGAGUAGUUUCUUACGCUUCGAGGAAUUUAACUGAGGUCGAGCGACGCUAUGCCCAGACGGAGAAAGAGGCGCUGGCUCUUGUUUGGGCCUGCAAAAGAUUUAACCUUUAUGUUUAUGGGCGAGAGUUUGAAUUGGAAACAGACCACAAACCACUGCAAUGCAUUUUCGGAAAAUCGUCGAAGCCAUCAGCAAGGAUUGAGCGCUGGGUCCUCCGAUUGCAGUGCCAUAACUACAAAGUAGUCUACCGUCCAGGGAGUUCCAAUAUCGCAGACGCUUUGUCCAGGCUGAACCAACCCAAACCAAAGGAUGUCAGUAGGGAAACAGAGGAGAUGAUCAGGCUGGUGGUGCAAGAAAGUACACCAGUAGCAUUGACACCGAGAGAAAUCGAAAGAGAGUCGGAGAAAGACGCUGAGUUGUCGAGUGUACGUCAUUAUGUCCAAACGGGAGACUGGUCACAAUGUAAGAUGCCAAGUUAUCUUUGUGUAAAGAAUGAAUUGUGUGUAAUUGGGAAACUCGUGCUUCGCGGAGACAGAAUUGUGAUACCGCAGAACUUACGAAAAACAGUCCUAAAGUUGGCUCACGAGGGGCACCAGGGUAUUGUAAAAACAAAAAGUCGUUUGCGAACGAAAGUAUGGUGGCCAAAAUUGGAUGCGGAUGCUGAGAAAAUGUGCAAGGCUUGUCAAGGAUGCCAAGUUGUGGGACAAUUCAGCCCUCCGGAGCCAAUGAUGAGAACUGAACCGCCCAUGGGACCCUGGCAAGACAUUGCAAUAGAUCUAAUGGGUCCAAUGCCAUCUGGAGAAAGUUUGUUAGUCGUGGUUGAUUACUAUAGCAGGUAUUACGAAGUCAUUGUUAUGUGCACAACAACAACUCAAAAGGUGAUCGCUGCUUUAACUCAAAUCUUUGCAAGGUUUGGUUUUCCACACUCUUUAAAGUCGGACAAUGGUCCUCAAUUUGUAUCCGAAGAGUUUCGAAAAUACCUGCUGGAAAACGGAAUAGAACAUAGGAAAUCCCCAGCGCUGUGGCCUCAAGCAAAUGGAGAAGUGGAGCAACAGAAUAGAACACUUCUAAAAUCCCUAAAAGUAGCAGAAGCAGAAGGAAAGAAGUGGCAAGAAGAGUUACCAAAAUUUCUCUUAGCAUAUCGUAGUACACCACAAGUCAGUACUGGUGUUACGCCAGCAUAUCUGAUGUUUGGAAGAGAGUUGAAGACGAAACUCCCGGAGCUGAGACGUCAAGACAGCAUACAAAACCAAGCAACGAAAGAGAGAGAUUGGAGCCACAAAUUGAAUCAGAAAGCAUAUGCUGACGAAAAGAACAGAGCUUCUCGUAAUCCAGUUGUGCCAGGUGAUCAAGUUUUGCUAAAGAAUACCAAAACAACCGUAAAGUUAGCUCCUAAUUAUGAGAAAGAACCGUAUACCGUAGUAACAAAAGAAGGAAAGGAGCUGAUGCUAAAGUCAAAGGAUGGAGAAGUAUACCGAAGAGAUAGUUCGUUUGUGAAACCAUUUAUCUUACCGGAAGAGUCGAGUUUACCGUUGACUGUGGAUUUGCCAAGUGACAGUGAGCAAGCGAGUGAAAGUUUAGGGGAAAAACCUUUGGAAACGGCCAUAGAGGAAAACCUUUGGAAACGGCCAUAG